Molecule: messenger RNA, 2996 nt
Organism: Arachis ipaensis
Lineage: Eukaryota; Viridiplantae; Streptophyta; Magnoliopsida; Fabales; Fabaceae
Source: RefSeq, a predicted model, not a curated record
GCAAAAGCGAUAUUCACCUAGUUGGCAAGCAAUGCUUAUAUGAGGUAAUGCCUGAUUAAAUCCUUUUCAAGGGCUCUAGGAGGAAAACUCAUCAAAGGAAGCUCUCUUUUGCUGAGUCCGAUUCAGUAGGUGAGACUAGAGAGUGAUAUUCUGAUCCAAUUCAGCAGACAGAAAAAAAUAAAAUAAAAAUAAAAGAGAAGAAAAAAAAGAAAUGAAAGAAGAAAAAGAAGAAAGGAAGUGUUGAUAAAGGAAGGAAACAACCCUUUAUGAUCCCCUUUAUAGGAAUUUGCUCAAAGCCCCAUUUGUCCGCUUUGAGUUUGUGGAUUCCAUACUGUUUACACCCUACUCUUCAUCUUUUCCUUUCUAUCUUUUUUUUCUUUUGAUGAAUUUUAAUCUGUUCUUUACCUACAUAAAGUGCAACAAGACAAUUUCUUUUCAUUCCCAUCUUCCAUUUUAUGCAAUUGGCUAUUCUAGUCAAGUCUGCUUCAUCCUUUGCAUAUCACACCUACAAUUAUUUUCGGGUGACCUAAAACCUCUAUUUUUCUCCCCUAACAUUUGAAUCACUCUAAUCUCUCAUAUCCACAAACUUUUCAGUCUCUCUAGAUUCCAUUUCAACUGAAGUUACUACUAUUAUUCUGAUGAUUUUCAUGGAUCUAACUACCUACUAAGGCCGUACCACGACUUCUGAGAGAGUAUUAGCAAACUUUGCUGAGAAAAACGAAAAUGGCGACAGAGAAAAAACUCUCCUCAAAAGGGCAAGCAUGGUUCUGCACAACGGGAUUGCCGAGUGAUAUUGUUGUUGAAGUUGAUGACAUGAACUUCCAUCUUCACAAGCAAAAAGUAGGAAGCUCCACCAACUCAUAACGGAGCAAGAAGCCAAACAUUCCUCCGCCGCAAGACCCGAAGAAGCGCAAUCAGAGGACGAAGAAGAAGAUCAAAUCUUAGAACAACACUUUCAGUUAACGUUUACAGAGUUCCCCGGCGGUUCCGAGGCCUUUGAAUUGGCUGCGAAGUUCUGCUACGGUGUCAAAAUCGACUUGUCCCCUUCCAACGUGGCUUCUCUUCGCUGCGCCGGAGAGUUUCUAGAGAUGACGGAGGAGUACUCCGAAGACAACCUCAUCUCCAAGACAGAAAGGUUCCUCUCUAGCUCCGUUCUCAACAGCAUCAAGGACUCCAUUACAACGUUGAAAUCCUGCGAGCGUUUAAUGCCUAUGGCAGAGGAAUUAGGCAUCCCGAUCAGGUGUAUUGAUUCCAUCGUCUCCAGAGCCUCUUCGGCUGAUCCGGCAUUGUUCGGCUGGCCGGUGAACGAUGCCGGAGCCGACAGCAUAGCCGCGGCUAGUGGCUCUGCGUCAAAGCAGGCCAUGUGGAAUGGAAUUGAAACUGCAGCAAGAAGAAGAAGAAAUGGCGUGAUUAGAGGAGGAGGAGUCACCGGUGGUGGUGGUGGCGGCAGCGGCAGUGGUGGAUAUUCAUGGUUUGAGGAGAUCUCGCUUCUAGGUAUGCCUCUCUUCAAGCAAUUGAUUCUCGCAAUGAAGGAGGCUGAGAUGAAUUCAGAGAUAACGGAGAGCUGCCUCAUGCAUUACGCAAAGAAACACAUUCCCGGCGUUUCAAGGUCUAUCCGGAAACCAUUGCCAUCAUCUUCGUCUUCCUCUUCGUCGUUAGCUACCGAAGCAGAACAGAAAGAUCUGCUAGAGACUAUAGUCUCAAACCUUCCGCUCGAGAAGAGUUCUAAGCCUUCAACCGCCACGAGGUUCCUUUUCGGUCUCUUACGAACCGCCAACAUUCUUAAUGCUUCGGAAGAUUGCAGAGACGUAUUGGAAAAGAAGAUAGGAUCACAGCUCGAAGAAGCCACGCUCGACGACCUUCUCAUUCCCAGCUACUCCUACCUCAACGAAACGCUAUACGACGUGGAUUGCGUAGAGAGGAUUCUAGGGCACUUCUUGGACGGUAUCGAACACCGAAGCGCUUCGGAAAUCGAUGGAGGCGACAGCGUUCCUAGAUCGCCGGCGCUCAUGCUCGUAGGAAAACUCAUUGACGGCUAUCUUUCCGAGAUCGCUUCCGAUUCGAAUCUCAAGGCCUCAAAAUUCUACAACCUUGCAAUCUCGCUUCCCGAUGAAGCGAGACUCUUCGACGACGGUCUCUACCGUGCCGUUGACGUCUAUCUAAAGGCGCAUCCGUGGGUUUCGGAACAGGAGAGAGAGAAGAUUUGCGGAGUGCUGGACUGUCGGAAGCUGACUCUAGAGGCAUGCACGCACGCCGCGCAGAACGAGAGGCUUCCGCUGCGAGCGGUGGUUCAGGUUCUCUUCUUCGAGCAGCUCCAGCUGCGGCAAGCAAUCGCUGGCACUCUGAUGGCGACGGCGGAGCCAGGGAGGCCCUCGGUGGCGGCGGCCGCAUUGGUGGAGAGAGGUAGUUUUGGUGGGGUGGAAGAAGCAGGUGAGGGAAAUCGUGUGGGGAGUGACACGUGGCGCGUGGCUGUGAGGGACAAUCAGGUGCUGCGCUUGGACAUGGAUAGCAUGCGGACGCGAGUGCAUCAGCUGGAGCGCGAGUGUUCCUCCAUGAGAAAGACGAUCGAGAAGAUGGGCCAGGCCGGUCUACAGGACGAUGGGGCCUGGUGGGACCCGUUUGCCCUGGGAAGGAAAUUUGGUUGUAAAUUCAAGACCCAUGUUUGUGACUCGCAUGGGCCGACGGCUAUUGACAAGCGCACGGGUAGGCCCAACCAGCUGCAGCCCCACCGUCCUCGUCGUGAAUAAGCAGCAGGUUAGUACACUCCCACGCGGUACGUGGAAUCAUGAUUGGAGUAGUUACUAGUUAGGAAAUUGGUCCCACUCAUGUUGAUGUGUAAUUAAACGUUUGUCAAAUAGUCGCUGGCGAUAUUAAUGGAUGAAUAUAUAUGAUCUGGAAGUGUUGUUUCCCUUGUAGUUUUCUCCCACGUAAUUUGUACCAUGCAUAAUGAAAAAAUUAUAGUAUAAUGAAAACAAAAGGAUGAUAGUUUUGUAGAA